Molecule: messenger RNA, 1442 nt
Organism: Exophiala viscosa
Lineage: Eukaryota; Fungi; Ascomycota; Eurotiomycetes; Chaetothyriales; Herpotrichiellaceae
Exons: 1
Coding region: 427-1158 (243 amino acids)
Source: RefSeq, a predicted model, not a curated record
AUUCGUCUCUGGCGCCAGGACAUCCAUCUUGUUCGGAUUCACCGCAACAAUCGCAGUUUUCGCACGCUCAGACACCGAGACUCAACCAAGAGGUGGAAUCCCUGCGUUACGUUGUCGCUCCCAACCUGGAUGCUGCCAGAAUAAUACCUCAAGGUUUGUGUCGCACCUUGGUUGCAGUUGUACGGCUUUGUUCUGGAAUUUUGUCGGCAUUGCGCAUGCAACCUUGGGCGGUUCGAAAAUGCCUCAAGUAAGCCCUUCGGAGCAUAACGCUGGGUGGAUGCAACUCAAAUUGACACUCCAGCAUGUCUAUGCGGGUGCCACGGGCAACCAGAUUCGGGGCGGUCGGUCAAGUGCCGAAUGCAGCAGCCAUAAACCGACUCUGAAACGAGCCUCCACAAAUAUUUCUUCCACAGGUGGGUUUGAUCCAUGGUUCUAUUCAAUAUUUUGCGCUGGUGCGAGGUGGACAUGGUUAUCUUUCCAGCAGUUCCGGAAAUGGCUCAGAGAUACGGCCUCAACGCUUCUUUUCACGGCCGAAGUACGGCUGGUGAAAGGGACGCCCAAGUCUUAACACAGAAGUCGGGACUGGAUGCGCACGGAGAUCUCGCGGAAAUCCUGGCCGCCCAGUUUGCAGGACGCUGGGUGGCGCCGAAAGGAAGCCUCGCAGAAGUUUCCAUAGACCAAGCUUCUGCAUGCUUUGUGUGGGAUGGGCCAAUAUCCAUCCCCAGUGCACGGCGACAACAAACAAAGGUACUGGGCAGGGAACUAAAGCUGAGACCUCCUGUCUCUGUUGAUCUGCGCGCAAGGCUGCCAACCGUUGAAGGUAAGGCAGGAUCAAGUCUAGGCACCGGAGUCCAGUGCUUCAAGUCAGAGAGCUGGCCCCGUUGCCAAUCUCAGCAAUCAGUUGCCCAGUGCGAUUUGUUUACAUUUCACGAGCAAAAUCUCAAUCUUAGGAUCCGCAACCAUAGAUUCGUGGCCAGGCGAGCUUAUGGAAGGGUCUGUGAGAAAGUCCCCGGAAUCCAUCCCAGAAACCACUUCUGCAGCCAGUGCUUGUUUCUCGUCUGGCCUACUAGUGGAAAUUUCACGGCCUUUUCCACCCUAAUAGUGUUCAAUCAAAGUGUGGGCCUCGACUUUGUUUUGAAUCUCGCAAAACCGCGAUAGCCGUGCGGCUCGCUGCUUCGGGCGCCGGGUCUCCAAUCCAUCAGGCUUAAUUUGGAUCCCUUAUGAUUGCCCAACUGAGGGCCAUGCGCACUUGGACAAAUAAGGCUCGAGCAGUUGACAUACACUCAACGGCGCAAGCAGAUGAAUAAUCGCCAGGGUAAACAGCAGCAACGGAAACCUCGGUGAAUCUGCACGAUUAUCACAUAUGAAGGAAGCACGUCGAUGACGGUACCCUGCAUUUCUGAUACGCCUAAGUAGAGACCCUGGUGCAAUGCGCUUCAGCA